Molecule: messenger RNA, 1380 nt
Organism: Diversispora eburnea
Lineage: Eukaryota; Fungi; Glomeromycota; Glomeromycetes; Diversisporales; Diversisporaceae
Source: the annotation of a GenBank genome assembly
AACGGACCGUCAGAAAUCUGUAAUAUUGUAUGGAGCAAGAGUAAAGAAAUUGCAGAGUCUCAAGUUCGUUUAUCACUCAGCGAACUAAUAACUAAGACAAGUGUCAAGACAGCUAUUGUUGAUGAAAUAGGAAGCCAAAGACUCUUUAUGCUCACAGCCAUAUUUAAAAACGCACCAAGUGAAGAAAAUCAAGAAGUCGGAAAUCAACCUCAUGAUAAUGACGAAAAAGGUGUUAUAUUUAGUGAUUCGAAUGACAAAUUUCAAAGAGCAACGGAAUCAAUGGUCGGGAAAGUCGAAAGAACAGCACUGAUUGUAGAAAACGUCGAUUUGGAGAAAAUUUUUGAAGAUUAUCGUAAUGUGUGUGAAAAUGAUUUUGACUUAUGUCUUAGUGAUAUAAUGGAUCUUAGACCCGCUUCAAAAUUCACAGAAAAAAUAUCUGAAACCGUUUGGGAAAAGUUUAUAUCAAAGACAUAUCCUGAAUACAAAUUAGCUAAAGAGUGGGAAGAGUUAAUAAAAUAUGUUUUCGAACCGAAAGGAUCUUUAAUGGAUUGGAUAAAAGUUUGGCGUGAGCUUCGUGUAAUUUCUAGCGAAAACGAAAGCAAUGAAGACCUUACAAUAAAGGAUAUGAUAUACAAUAUUCUUUCUCCAUAUAUUAAAGCAUUCGAGGCACCAUACAACAUUCUAAAAUCGGGAGAUAUCGAGGAAAAUCAAUUUAAUGCUCAGUUUAUAAACCCGAUACUAAAUAACACACUUAAUUCUAUAUGUAAUGUUGACUGGCGAAUCCUUGAGGUUCCCAUAGAAAGCAGUAAGCACCGACGUAAUAACAAUAUCAAUCCAAUUAUUUAUAAGGUUUUAUCAGCAAAACGUGCUGAUGGUCUAGCUCGCCUCUGGGGAAGUCGUGAGGAAGUUUUUAUAUACGAGCAGUCAGGAGCGCCAGAUUAUAACGAUCUCACUGAUUUGUAUGUUCAUGAUUACAAAUUGACCAGAACCAUGAGAGACAUAUUAAACCAACGAAUAAUUCUAAGACUUAAUGAUGGAACUUUCGAUAACAAUGAUCUUGCAAGCUUUGGUGCCUUAGGCUACUGCACCGAAGUAUCAUUAUUUUGGUGCACAAUGCAUCAAAAAUCAUAUUGCCUACGUGAAUUUGGGAGCUUUAAGGUUCCUCUUCUGUGGGAAGAUCUUCCUGUAUUAUCAGAAGCAAUUGCAAUGUGCUUAAAAUUUUUUUCCUUCAUGAAAGAAAAUACAAAAGAGAGAAAAUUACUUGUUGAUCCAAAACAAAAAUUGUUGGCCAAACGGAAGGUUCAUACAGUGACGCCGAAUCCACCAACUCCUGACAGAACAAAAAAACAAAAUGAUCGAUCAAAAAAACAAAAGAAAUAA